Molecule: messenger RNA, 1053 nt
Organism: Peromyscus maniculatus bairdii (prairie deer mouse)
Lineage: Eukaryota; Metazoa; Chordata; Mammalia; Rodentia; Cricetidae
Product: olfactory receptor 2AP1
Biological process (GO): G protein-coupled receptor signaling pathway
Cellular component (GO): membrane
Molecular function (GO): olfactory receptor activity; G protein-coupled receptor activity
Source: RefSeq, a predicted model, not a curated record
GUUCCUCCUGGCCACGUCAGAACACCUCUGACUUUCUCACCCUGAUUACUCUUUUUCUCCAUGACGCUCAAGUUGUUUUCAACAAUGAAAAAUAAAACCACAUUGACUGAAUUCAUCCUUCUAGGUCUCACAGAUGUCCCUGGACUUCAGGUGGCAGUUUUCACUUUUCUUCUCCUUGCCUACUUAUUCAGCAUCAUUGGAAACCUGGCUAUCCUCUUUCUCACCUUAUUGGACUCCCAACUUCACACUCCCAUGUAUUUCUUUCUCCGGAACUUCUCCUUCUUAGAAAUUUCUUUCACAAACAUCUUCAUUCCCAGGGUCCUGUUCAGCAUUACGACAGGGAAGAAAAGUAUCAGCUUUGCUGGCUGCUUCACUCAGUACUUCUUUGCCAUCUUCCUUGGAGCCACAGAGUUUUAUCUUCUGGCUGCUAUGUCGUACGAUCGCUAUGUGGCUAUAUGCAAACCCCUGCACUACAUGACAAUCAUGAGCAGCAGACUCUGCACCCAGCUAGUUCUCUGCUCUUGGCUGGCUGGGUUAAUGGUCAUUAUCCCUCCAAUCACAUUGAUGAGUCAGCAGGACUUCUGUGCCUCCAACAGGUUAAAUCAUUAUUUCUGCGACUUUGAGCCUCUCCGAGAACUCUCCUGUUCUGACACCAGCCUCGUAGGGAAGGUUGUCUUUCUUGUGGCAUCUGUGACGCUGGUGGUGACUCUGGUGCUGGUAAUUCUCUCCUACACAUUCAUCAUCAAAACAAUUUUAAAGCUCCCUUCUUCCCAGCAAAGGGCAAAGGCCUUUUCUACUUGUUCUUCCCACAUGAUUGUCAUCUCCCUCUCUUACGGGAGCUGCUUUUUCAUUUAUGUUAAGCCUUCAACAAAGGAAGGGGGCACAUUCAAUAAAGGAGUAGCCCUGCUCAUCACUUCAGUGGCCCCUUUGUUGAACCCCUUCAUUUAUACCCUGAGGAACCAGCAAGUGAAGCAAGCAUUCAAAGAUACAGUCAAAAAGCUUGUGAAUCUCUAAUGAAUUUAAGAAUUGAACUCUUAAUGUGUACCAAGCUCU